AUUCAUAAUUUACGAGCGAGUGAGAGUGACCCGAGCGAGUGACCAGUGACAGUGAGGCAAACAAAUUCGAAUUCAGUCAAUUGAGUUGUUUUUGUUUUGAUUACCAAUUUAAUUACACUAAUACGCAAUGCCUAAACGAAGAAGAUUAUUCACUCCAUUAAAAAAUAGAUCAAAAUCAAACCUAACUCGGGAAAGCAAUGAUGCUAGAGAAGUGGCCACAGCUCGGGGGAGACUCAAGGGGGCCCUCAUGGAUGUCCUAGAACCAGCAGCAGAUGACUCUGAUGCUUCCUCUGAUAACAACACAGAGAAGAGAGAAAGCCAUGAACCAAAAUCAGAAGAUGAAGACAAAUCAUACAGGAGGAAGUGGUCUCCAAACCGUCAGUCCUACGUGUUGAAGCUGUUCGACCGGAGCGUGGACCUCUCGCAGUUUAAGGAGGAUACGCCACUGUAUCCCAUCUGUAGGGCUUGGAUUGCUAACCAACCUAGAGCCAAUUAUCGCGAGUUUGGUAAAAAGCAAGCACCGCCGCUGGUUUGCUUGGACAGCGUGGAACUGCCAGUGCCUGAGGGCUCUUCUGUAUCGAAGAUACCACCGCUGUUACCAGAACAGCUGAAGGCCAGCAAAAAUAAUAUCAACCUGAAUUAUCGAGAGGCGCCACCCCCGAGCCGCGAGCAGCUGCUAGCAUCCCACUCGGCGCGGUGGCAGAAUGUGCGACAAGCCUGGCUAUAUCAGGCGGCGAAGGUAGAGGCGCAAUACGAUGCCACACAACAGAUCCUAAACAAAAUCAAUGUCAAUGCCAUCUGAUAAAAACAAUCGCGGUUACCAUUUAACAUUUUUGAUUUAUUUACAAUUGUUUGUAUAGACUUAAUUUGAUUAUAGACUCAAUCAUGUUGAUUUGACAAAUAUGUAUAUGAAUGACACAAGCUAGUGUUUUAAAUGCUUUAUUGUAAAUAAUAUAAUGAUUAUCAAUUAUGCA
Molecule: messenger RNA, 974 nt
Organism: Trichoplusia ni (cabbage looper)
Lineage: Eukaryota; Metazoa; Arthropoda; Insecta; Lepidoptera; Noctuidae
Gene: mip40
Product: protein lin-37 homolog
Exons: 6
Coding region: 128-802 (224 amino acids)
Biological process (GO): negative regulation of transcription by RNA polymerase II
Cellular component (GO): Myb complex; transcription repressor complex
Source: RefSeq, a predicted model, not a curated record